AUGGCAAAAAAUACAUUUAAAUGGCAGACAUUCCCAGAACUGAUCAGUGUCUCUGGUCAAGCAAAGGUUCACGAACCGAUUUCAAACUCAGUUAGUACAACUCAACAUGAUGUUUGGGGCUACGUCGAGUACCCUGACGGGACGCUGUACGAGGGUUGGUGUCUGCGGGGCAACCCCAAUGGCCAUGGGAUAUUCUACUACGCCUCGGGUGAUAUAUUUGUGGGUCAAAUCAGUAAAGGGAACGUUAACGGCGAUGGGACCGUUUUCUUCCAAUCCGGUGACUUUUUUUUUGGUGAGUUCCGCGAUGGCAGAAUCUACAAGGGUCUAUAUGGUCGGAAUAACUGCGAGGUGUCGGGGGUGUGGGAGGUCGAUCGCUGCAUCGAGGCGCAAUUCGUUGCGCUGCCAGAGGGGCUCCAGCAGAAACAUGGGUCACUCUUCUCGGUUAUGUUAUGCCAUGUCCAUCAGCAUUUUUCCAACUACCGAAUCUACGUCUCGCAGCUCAGAGGAACCAUCAAGCCGGAUCUAAACUUAAGGCCACCGCAGAAAAUUCUGCCCAUUCCACACGCUUCGGAUUCCCGUUUUGGAUGGUCCAGCGCCUCGCCGGUCCUGAGCACUUCGUUAUCCCACGUCAAUGCCCACCACGAGUGCAGCAAAAAUACGUUGGAUAGCGGGGCAUUGAGGAAUAUGGUUCUAAAUACCCCGGGCGGACUCUUCGCUAAGGGCCUGGUCAUUCGGAAGGCGGGGGAACACGACACGAUGAGUAAAUGUGAGGAUAGCCGCGAUACGAGAAUCUUGUGCGCGAUGCAGUCGUUGCCCUAUAAUGUAAUUUUUUCUUGCUCGGCCCCGGCCUGCAAUGAGUACUUCUCCUCUCGACGCUACCAGCUGCGCUGCUUUGUCUUUUUGUUUCCUUUUCUUUCCUUUCCCUGGUCUCCGGUUGCCCCGCUACGGGUAUCGACCGUUGAUCAGGAGCGCGAGUUUGUCGUGAGUGGGGCGACGCUUCGGCAGGAUUUCGAUUCCAUGAAUCUGGCCAUCAACAGCAUCGCGGUGGCGGUGUGCUGCCAGAUUCUGUCUAUUCUCAUUGUGAUCUUCAAGACGAACAUCGGUCAUGUGAGUAUGGGUUGUAUUACAAUAGUUGAGAUGAUCGUUCCGUGUGUGCUUUGGCUGGUGUUGGCGAUGUUCUGCGCGGGGUACAACAGCUAUUUUCGAUAUCCUCACUUUCUCGAGCGAAUGGACCGCCAACUCACGCCCAAACUCUCGGCUUUCGCGGCGAGCAUGGUGGAUGCGCGGGCGAAUGUGUGCAUCAGCACAUGGGACGAAGAGGGUCGCGGGAAGGUCAUGAACCGCCACUACCUCUACCGCUGGGUGUUUUUUUCCCUGCUCUCUGGGAUAAUCUUCAGCUUGGCAGCACCGAUCACGCGUGUGGUGUACGGCCAUUCCCUCUUCAAAUCUGGCUUUGCAAUGUGCGCAUUGCUCCUUUCCUCCUUCGCGACCUUUUUGUUCACCACCACACUUAUGUAUUACGUGUUCAAGAUCACCGAUAUACAGCGGGAGAUUGCGGCGAAGCUUCGUGUGCUUUCGGAUUUAGCGUACAUCGAAAAGCGGGGCAUCAUCCGACCGAGUAUUUACAUACGGCAGACUUUCGACAUGGGCGCGCCUCUGGACACCAGCGACCUUCUGAAUGGGUUCACGGGUUGGUAUACGACGCGUUCCCUUAUUCUUUAUUGCUCUAGUUAUUCGAACCACCUCUCGCGAUCGGCCGCCAUGAGUAUCUUCGCGACGGUGAUAUUCAUCCUUGGGGUAAUGGGAAUUAUAAACGCCUUCAGCGUUUAUUUUCUAUACCCGCGGAACCACCCCAACCACAAUAUCAUUGCCCACUCCUACGGCCUUUUGGUGUUUGUGAUUUGGGGGAUUCAACUGAUUCGCUACAUCAACGCGUCCGCGUGCACGCAGCGCGAGCUCAGCCACCACCAGUAUAUCAUGAAUUUGACCAGCAUGUACCACCGCACGAAGCACCGCGACGUCGAGGCGAGCGCGAUAAUCAAACAUUGCGGCGAGAUGGCGACGUCGCACGACUUUGAGCCGCAGUGGUAUAACUUCCCUAUGUAUCCCAUCACGAUGUUUUUGUUAGUUUUGCUAAACAUUACGGCGUUCUCCGCGAGCGUUUUUCUACUGAGUCGCGAAAUUUUUAAAUAG
Phytomonas sp. Hart1 is the source of this 2193-nucleotide messenger RNA. The record is from the annotation of a GenBank genome assembly. Lineage: Eukaryota; Euglenozoa; Kinetoplastea; Trypanosomatida; Trypanosomatidae.